AUGAACUUCUAUCAGUCCAACUUCGCGGCCUUUGUGCUGCUCAAUGCCGUCCUGGCGUAUCGGGAAUACAGACAGGGAGGGGAGGUGCCGUUGUUGGAGAAGGAGAAUAAUCCGAGGAAACAGGUCGAGAGUAAUGAUAAGGAGGCUUUGAAGAGGUUUAAAUGGCGGUUUCUACCGAUUUAUUUGCUGGUUAAUGGGGCGGAUUGGUUACAGGGACCGUAUAUCUAUCCUCUGUACAAAGACGAAAAAGGUCUAGCAGAAGAAGUAGUCGCCGCCCUCUUCAUGACCGGUUUCCUCGCCGCCGCCAUCUCCGCCUCCUUCACCGGAAAACUCGCAGAUAAAUACGGUCGACGCCUAGCAUGCCUCUGUUUCUGUCUCACCUACUCUCUCUCCUGCCUCACCCUCCAAUCAAACGACAUUAUAAUUCUCUUCGCGGGACGAGCCCUGGGUGGCAUCAGCACGACGCUUAUGUACUCGGUUUUCGAGAGUUGGAUGGUCACCGAAUAUAAUGUCAUGUUUCCCGAUGCGCCGGAUAGCACUUUGAGUGGGAUUUUCAGCACGAUGACGACUUUGAAUAGUGUAGUUGCCAUUUUGGCGGGCGUUAUUGCGGAGUGGGUUACGGAUUUGACGGGGACGGAAAAGGCGCCUUUUAUGACUGCGAUUAUUUGUUUGUUUGUUGCGGCUGCGGCUAUUUGGAAGAACUGGGGAGAAAACUAUGGCGAGGUAUCGUCAAAUCAUGGCGCUUUGGAUGUUGAAAAUCUGGCAACGCCGAAAAAGAGCACACUGCGGUUAUUCUUGGAUGAUAAACGACUUUUGGCUCUGGGCGUAACAUCCUGCUUUUUCGAAGGCUCGAUGUACAUUUUCAUUUUCUUCAAAUUUCCCGCCUUGAAAUUAUCACACAAACUUGCGGGUCUUGAAUCUGACCUGCCUUUUGGCUUGAUCUUUGCGAUUCUCAUGUGCAGCAUGAUGCUCGGAUCCCUGCUGUACAACUAUGUCGUGACCCGACACUCUCACAUCACCCCCUCGCAGAUACUGAUCACGAUGCUUUCCGUUGCAUCUGCCUCGUUCGUCGUUCCAGUCCUUGUUCGAGAUGAACACAUCACAUUUUGGUGUUUCUGCUUGUUCGAGGUUUGCUGUGGAGUUUAUUUCCCGUUGAUGGCGUAUCAGAAAGGCAAGGUCAUCGACGAUAGUGUGAGGGCGAAUGUGUACGGUUUGAUUCGGGUACCAUUGAAUGUGUUCGUGGUCCUGGUUCUGAGCACUACACGAGAAGGCACCCAGCACCGAGACAUGGUUUUCACCAGCUGUAGCGCACUGCUACUCACAGCUGUUGCGGUAUGCAACGCUUAUUUGUGA
Glarea lozoyensis ATCC 20868 is the source of this 1353-nucleotide messenger RNA. RefSeq names its product MFS general substrate transporter. Gene Ontology annotation, biological process: molybdate ion transport. Gene Ontology annotation, cellular component: membrane. Bases 1 to 1353 code for a protein of 450 amino acids. Gene Ontology annotation, molecular function: molybdate ion transmembrane transporter activity. NCBI's taxonomy places the organism in Eukaryota, Fungi, Ascomycota, Leotiomycetes, Helotiales, Helotiaceae. The transcript has 7 exons. The record is from RefSeq and is a predicted model, not a curated record.